AUGGGUGACAACGGUGACUUCGACUGGUCAGCCUGGUUAAUUCCUGAUCACGACACGGACCAACUCUUAGACUUCCAACAGAGUAAUGAUCCUUCAGCAACACAACAGCCCGCCAUCACCAAUUCAUUGUAUGACUACUCAGCACAGCCGGUGGAUCAAACUCCACAUCAACUUCCAGACUCCCAACCAAGCAACGGCUAUUCAGUACCGCACCAACACAUCACGACCAGCGCAUUCUUUGACUUCUCAGCACAGUCUAUGGAUCAAGCACUGCCAGACUCCCAACCGAGCCAUGGUCAUGUAGCACCACAUCAAUCCACCAUGAACAACGCGUCCUAUGGCAACUCAGCGCAGCCAGCGAGUCAAGCACAGAAUCAACCUACAACGAACAAUACGGUCUCCGACUCCAAUGCCUAUCUGGACAAUCCGACCACGCUCGACUUCUACGAUUUCUCGGCGCAGCCGACAGGUCCAGCGCCGCAACAAGCCACGAUGUCCGACGCAGUCUACAAUUUCACACCCGAGUUGACGAAUCCAAUAUCAACCCACCCUACUAUGACCGAUCCCAUGUACAACUUCCAAGUAGCGCAGCCAACAUAUCCAGUUGCACCUUCAGAUCCCCAACUCCCGUCAUUCGCACAAGCCGACGCCAACUCCACAGCGCUUCCAAAUCACCCAGCAGCCUCUUUGCCAAAUCCUAACUCACUGCUCCCCCGCGGCGAGCCCACACCAACCGCGACCCCGCCAGUGCCGUCUCCGAAGGCCCCAGAGCUCGGGGUCCAUUUCCUGACACCACGCUUACCUUCGCCCACACCAACCACGACCCCCUCAGCGCCCUCGUCGAGAUAUCCAACGCUCUUGCCUGGACCCCCACCGUCCUCGUCAAACGCAGCGAGGCGCUCGUCCCAAAACUCAGAGCUCAGGAACCAACCACCAGCAUCACGCCAACCCCGCCCCCCUUCCCCCAAAUCGAACCCCUACCGCAUCGACAUGCUCCUCAAUCGCCAAGCAAGUGUGGAACAGCGCAUAUUCUCCCUCGAGGUGAGCAUCGGACGCCUCGAGGCCAAACAGGCCGCGCAAUGGGUCACUUUCGAAGCCGACCGAAUGCGCAUCGAGAACGGUGAGAAUCUGCAGUGGGAUCUGAAGUUGCAUUGGAGCGGGCUGGAGGAAACAAAGGUGUGUAGCUGACAAGUGCCGCGUACAAAUGUCGGAUGGACGGCAGUGCUGCAGGCCAGCGCAAAGUAACCUUGGAAGAGAGUGAAAGGUAGGCGUGGUGUUGACAGUGACACAGACGCAGCUGCGCUUCAAGCAAGACACGUUGGCCUACUUGUUCCGCGAGCGGUGGGUCACGACGGAAGGAAUAGCGCAAGAGCGGGAUCUGAUGGUGAGGCAGGAGCGGGAGAGGGAACGGAAGGCUCUACGGCCGUGGGCAAGAUAGUUUGCACGGAGGUUGUGGACGGGGUGGGUGUUGGAGUAGGACAUUAUUGGAAUUGGAUUCUGGAGAAGCAGGGUUGAAUUAGCUCAUGCCAUUACUUCGGACAACAGCGCGGUUUUCCAGUACCAUUGUAGCUGAGAAACGUACUGUACUGUAGCUUCCUAUGAAGCUACGUGACUGCAUUGUCCACG
Molecule: messenger RNA, 1626 nt
Organism: Boeremia exigua
Lineage: Eukaryota; Fungi; Ascomycota; Dothideomycetes; Pleosporales; Didymellaceae
Exons: 1
Coding region: 1-1188 (395 amino acids)
Source: RefSeq, a predicted model, not a curated record